Molecule: messenger RNA, 1969 nt
Organism: Colius striatus (speckled mousebird)
Lineage: Eukaryota; Metazoa; Chordata; Aves; Coliiformes; Coliidae
Product: protein spire homolog 1
Exons: 16
Coding region: 1-1884 (627 amino acids)
Biological process (GO): polar body extrusion after meiotic divisions; establishment of meiotic spindle localization; cleavage furrow formation
Cellular component (GO): cell cortex; cytoplasmic vesicle membrane
Molecular function (GO): actin binding
Source: RefSeq, a predicted model, not a curated record
AUGGAGUCUCCACGUUGUGAGCAGAGGAUCACAAAGGUCUCUCUAGCUGAGAUUCUGAGGUGUUUUGAACAUCCUCUAAGCGAAGAGCAAGCCUGGGCUGUUUGCUUUCAAUGUUGCUGUAAAAUGGAGCAGUUGACUCAGGGGCAGUGCCCACCACUCCAUUUUAUAUUCCUAAAAGGUCUAGGAAGCAUCUUCAUCCAUGCUGAUGGUACUGCUUCCUUCAAGACAUACCACAAGCCUGCCAUUGGCAGCAUUCAGCAGUCAGAGGAAAAGCUGAUGAAGUACUUGGGAGUGGUGAUCUAUGAAGCCCUGGACUGGGGAAUUGACAGUCAAGUGGAGCGAGAACUGAGUGAGCCUUUGGAGAAACUGCUGUGCUUCAUGUUGAAGCUGGACGAUGAGAGGAUGAAGCCAGCAGUCACCCUGCAAGAUGUUAUCAAGGCCUGUGAGGAGCACUUGUCCAGGCCUUCUGAGGCUACCAGCCAUUAUGAAAUGACCUGUAGGAAUCUGUUUACUGAAUAUAUGGAACUUCAGAAGCUUAUGGCCAUCAUCCAGACCUCCAAAGAGAGCCUGAGAAAAAUGGAUGCAGAGGAUUUGAUGGGAAAUGCCCUUCCAAAGGAGAAAAAAUACUCGGCAUCCCUGUGGCCGAACGUCAUCGGGGAGCUGCAGAGCGGCGUGAGGCUGCACAAGGCCGCUGAGCGACCACAGUGUCACACACCUCCAAAGGAGCGUAUCCUCUCUCCCUACGAACUGCUUCUGGAUGAUAUUCAGCACCAGAGGUAUACCCUUCGGAAGGUGAUCGUCAAGCAAAAUCAUGGGACUCCCAAAGCUGAUGUAGCUGCUCCCAAGCCUCAUCUAAAGCCUGUGCUGGAGAGGAAGCUGAAUGAGUGUGUGCCAUCAGAGUCCAGAUGGCAUCAACAGCUCAUGGUAGAAAUAAAAGGACCACAGAAGCUUUGGUCAUCACAAGCAAAGGAAAAUGGGAGCAGGCCCAAAGAAAUGCUUGUGGCAGCAAAUAUCACCUUGAAACCUCCAAGCAACAGUUUCUUAACUCUCCAGGACGCCAGUGCUGAGUCAAAAAUUGUCAACACUACAACACAGCAGCUGGGACCAGGACUUCAGGAAACCACUCCCAAGCUGCCUUCCAGCACGUGGCUUCCCUCAACCAGCUCAUCAGUAGUAUCCUGCAACAGCACAGGUCUCACUGCAAAUUGCAUAUGGUCUUCCAUGAGGGCAUCUCCACUAGGAGACAUUAAAGCUAAUGGUUUCCUGAAUGCUGGCCAACAGCAGAUGCCUCCAUACAGAGAAAGGUCCAAAUCUUUAGAGAGAUGCCUUCAAAUCAAAGAACUUGACUGUCCCUUUACUACCAAGUGGCCAUCACCAACCAUUGCUGAGCUGAUUGGAACCAGAUACACAAUGAUGGUGCUGCAAGGGCAAGGCCCUUUCCAAGGAGGUAUUGAUGGUGUCUUUCCAAGAGCAAAGAUCUGUUUCAGCUGCCACAAGCAGAUGUUUCUUAAGUGGCCUUACAACUGUUACCUCUGCAGCAGUGUUGUCUGCUGUGACUGCUGCAUCAAGAUGUCCAUGCCCUUCAGAACGUGUGUACAUAUCCCACUUCACUUCCUAAAACUUUUGAGACUCUCCAGAGAGGAGGACCCAGUCACUCAAGAGCAGAAGAGCUCCAAGUUGCUUCAUGAAAUAGAGCACUGGGAGUACUUUGGUGUACCUGUUAUUUUGGAGCCCCGCUGCCUAGCACACCCUCUGUGCCAUUACACAGGGACCAUGGCAGACUGGCUGACUGCUGACAUCUGUACAUGUUGUGAGCAGUAUCUGUUGAACAUGGCUUCCACUCAACAGCAGAGCAUCCCUCUCAGGAGAAAUUCCUGGCCCUGAACCAACCUAGAAUGACUCUCCCAUACAUUUCUCCUGCCACUUGUUCUGUACCUGAAGCAAAUGAAACAGCUUUAUGCACCUAUUG